AUGUUUGUGUGCAUUUGUUGCGGUGCUCAGGCUCCAAAUGUAUACACUCGGUACUCAAAGGAAAUAAUUAACCUCCAGUUGUGUGGGCGUUGCGGGAGAAUAGUCGAUAAAUAUGUUGAAUACGACUUCACGAUUAUAGCGAUAGAUCUGUUGGUUUACAAAAUCGAGGCCUAUCGACACAUUCUUCGGAACGUUGAUUUUCCGAGAAUUUUUCACCUUUUGCUUCUUAGCUGUAUCCUGAGUGGUUUUCUUGGUUGGAUCUGCACAGAAAAUUUCGACCACUUUGACGCGGAUACUAUCCACGCAGCAAUGUUUAUAGGAAUAUGUUGUCUAUGUAUUUGCUUUCUUCCUGUUCAAUCAAUUCUCGCUCUCAAUUACCAAGUGUCUGUGCAAUUGGGGUCCUCAUGGAAAGAAACGCCAAUUAUUGCUGAAGCAGCGGAGUUCUUGGCUCAGCUAUCAUCGAACCAUUUUUGGGACUUUGUUGAUAGUCUGGAAUAUCUGUCAAAAACUAAUGGUUCAUCCGAUUUGUUUUCGUCAAGUGAGAAAAUUUCACUGGAUGCGAUGCGAGAGCUUGAAGAAACAAUUUUAAACGUCCAAGGUGUGCCAGUGGAUACGGAUGGUAAUCGCGACUUGCAGAGACGCCUGUUUAGUCUGACUCUGGCUUCUAGGGCCCUAUCACCAGCAGUUCAGACGGCCAAUCAUAUGGCUAGAGUGGCACAUUUUCAGUGGUUUUUCGACAAGUCAGAGGUUUGCAAAGGCAGUAAGACGUGGGGUCGCAUCGGUUCCACGUUCAUAUGUAAUUUGGAAAUUCUUGAAGACUCCGUUAGGAAGGCCUCUUUAGCCUGUUCAAAUGGCUGUCCCGAAUCAUUAGCUGAUUCCGCAUUACUUUCUGAUAAUGUUUACCCAACUAAGAAUGAGUCAAACGCUGUUCCGCGUUUGGUUAUACAUGGCGACCUGCGAUGCAAAGAGUUUUACGCUUGGCACAAGAAGGCAAAGCAGCUUGCAGAGGAGAAUCGGAUUGUUUACAUCUUUAGACACUUUUUCAAAACCGCCUCUUCAUCAAAAACAUGGCUAAAUGGAUAUGGCGUCGCAUUAUCUUUAAAGAGUACCGAGUAUAAAGCUAUGGAUGACAAAAACAGUGAGGGUAGUAAAGACAUGUCUGGUGAUACGCCAGAUCUAAACGAGACAGGGUCCACGCUACAGGGAUUUAAUUUUACCCAGCUGCGUGCAAACUAUCCCCAUUUGACAACUGAAUUAAACGCCUUUCAAAGUCAUCUCAUCACUGGCAUCACGGAAGUGAAGCCCCUCAGAGCCUGGCAGAUGCAAGAUCUCGGCUUACAAGCCGCCCAAACCAUUAUGGAUGUUGCCAAUGAAAGUCGCAAUGACAUCGCUGGCUUACUAAUGCUACAGGAUAUAAGCCAGAACUUCCCUUCCCGUGCCUACCAAUUAUCGCAGCACAAAGUGUCCACAAAACUGAGAGAUGAGAUAAAAUACAAUCAGGAAGCCCUUGAGCACCUCUAUGGCAUACGGCCAGGGAGUAGCCUUCUUCUUCUUAAUGGAUUGGCUCUUUCACCGGACAUUGACAUUUACGCCCUCUUGGAUCUUCUGCGCUCUGAGAGCCGCCUCCUCAACCAGCUUCAUGGGCUCGGGCUCUCGACUGGCCAGGCAACGCAGUUGUUGCAGGCUUCUCCCAAAGGUGAAGACUCCUAUCGCCUUAGCACCUUCAUGGAGAGCUACAAGCACACAGUCACUGGUGAACAUCUUCUAGACAUGCGUAACGCACCAAUUCUGUUCCUGAACGACCUUGAGCGAAAUUCCGGCUACAACAGUUGGAUGGCCAGCAUACACGCCCUCUUUACGAUGGGUCCACCGGGUGCUUUGCGCCAUAUCCGGAAGAAUCUUUUCAACGUUGUGUUUGUUGUCGACCCCUCGCAACCAACUUCCAUUGAAAUGCUUAAAUUGGCUGAAAUCAUUAUUAUGAAGAAGGUUCCCAUUCGCAUUGGUCUCCUGUGGUCUGUGAAUCCUGAGGUGGAGUCUGUGAGUCGAAGCAUGGUUCGCGCUUUUAACUACCUUGCAAGUAACGUUAAAACAUAUCCAAAUCGUCGUGGCGUCACGCCAGGCCUCGGCAAUCCUGGCGCCAUUACUGCACUUAAUUUCCUUACCGACCUCUAUGCCAACUCCAACAACGGUGACAAAGACCUGCUCACUAAUGACUUUGUCAAGACUGAGUUCGAAAGCAGUUUUCCUGAAGCCUACCAUGAGGACGUUUUUGUUGAACCGGGGUUUCAGUGUCCCUACGAUGCUGAAAUUAAGAAUCACUACGACUACUUGGACAUAAGUGGUAUUAGGCAGUCUGUGGGCUCUUCCAGCCUCAUUUCCAAUGGGAUGGUUUUCUCCAUGGAUGGAAUCAGCAAGAUGGGCGGCUUGCAGGAGACCAUCAUGACAGCUGCGUUGGAACAGACUACCUACUUCCAGCAAGCCGCCCUUGAGGGUCGACUACACGACAGUUUGUCCGUGGUGGAUUUGUUCACGGCAGAUGACCUGUUUGUCUCUCGGGUGAACCACCGUCUCUUGCCCAUCUUGCCUCCUCUGGUCAAUAAAUUUUCUCUUGGGGAUGGGUCUGAUGACACUUCUGUGACUCCCUUUCUCCACUUUGGUCGGUUUAAUGUCCCCAACGGAGGUUUGGAUAUGAAGAAUGCAUCAGCUGGGGAAAUCACAAAUUAUUUGGCUGAUGAAAUGCGCUAUCUACAAAAAGGUGAACUUGAGAGCGAGACCCGUGCAAAUACGGUGUGGGUAGUGCUUGGCGAUGUGGAACCUUCGGCUGGCGUCAUCUCCAGCCAUAGUCUCCAACUGCUUGCACAGGCGGCCAGGUUCAUGCGCCGGCAUGCGGCCAUGGGUACACGCCUUGGCCUCGUCCUCAACCCCUCUCGUCCUCCGACUGGUCAGGCGGUUAACAUCUGGGGUGGUUGGGGCUGGCUCACUCGGGCCCUCCUGAUCAUUGGUCAUCCAGCUGAGCGCAUGCUUCAUCCAUCCACUGUCGAACAGUCCCAAAAGUAUAUGAAUAUCAUGGCGGCCAAAAACUUUGUCAUCAAAAUCACCGAAGAGGCUCUCAAGGUGGUACGAGGCGAAAUGAAGGGAGUUCGUCCGCUUUCCGAAUUGGCUGUCACAGGUCUUGAGGUUGACAAAUUCCUACAAGCCUUCACUGAGCUCGAUCUGGACCAAAAACUCUCUCUGCAUAUGACCUUCUGUCAGAAGGCACUUCGCAUGCAACCGGGCGACUCCGCGGUUAUUAUUAAUGGUCGUGUUUAUGGUCCCUUGGGAGACAACGAAAUUUUUGCCUCGGAGGACUUCCGACUGGCCGAGAAGCUCUCUAUCAGGAGUGCAGGUAUGGACGAAAUGGCUAAACGCCUCACUAAAAUGGUUCCUGACACAACUUCUUCUAAUUACGUCUCUGAACUCGUCUGGAGGGCGGCUUCUGUACUAGAAUCAGCCAAGUGGCGACUGAACGCUUUCGCCAAAAGUCUAUCUUCGGAGGGUAUAUUCACAAGUAGUGGCAUCUCACGCAUGACCUUCAGAGGCACAAAGUCGACUUAUUCAGCGUUCACGCUACCUGCAAAGAACGCUGGUUUGAAUUAUGAUAUUGUCGCUCUGGUGGAUCCAGUCUCGCGAGACGCACAACGCCUCUCCCAAAUACUGCUCGUCUUACAAAGAUCCCUCCCUUGUAGCAUCACCGUCAUUUUAAACCCAGUAGAUGGACUCAGUGAUCUUCCCUUGAAGAAUUACUAUCGCUUCGUCUGGCAUCCGAGUCUCUAUGCUCCAGGUGGGGGUCUGGCCGAUCCUCCAUCGGCAUUUUUUGACCAGCUGCCUGGGCAAUCCCUUCUCAUCCUCGGUGUCGACGCACCCCACAACUGGAUGGUGGCGCCUAUUCGAGCCGAGGAGGAUUUGGACAAUUUGCGGCUUGCCGAUAUUGCCGCUCACACUGGCAAUCAUCGAGUCGAUGCGGAGUUCGAGUUGGAGUACCUCCUGCUCGAGGGUCACUGUCUGGACGAGUCAACCAGGCAGCCUCCCAGAGGCCUCCAGUUCACUCUCGGAACGGCUGAAAAGUUGGACCGCUAUGAUACCAUUGUAAUGGCGAAUCUGGGUUAUUUUCAACUAAAGGCGAAUCCCGGCGCUUGGCAUCUUAACUUGAGGGAAGGUCCAUCGCGUGAUAUCUACAACAUCAUCGGACACGAAUAUGCAGAUAGCCCCCCAGAUGUGCCCUCUCUAAUAGCUGUCAUCGACAGCUUCCGUCCGAAGAUAAUUCGCACCGAUGUUCAGAAGAAACCGGGUCACCUCAGGGACAGUGUUUUAGACGUGAAUGAAGGUGAAGCGAAGUUGUCCAGUGACGACAGCAAUCGGGGGAAACCUCUUGAGAAACUUUGGUCCGUUGUUGACAGUACACUAAAUUUCAUCAAAAAGUCUUCAUAUGCAUCUGAGGAUCCGGCAAGAAAUCCGAACAAUGAAACCAUCAACAUAUUUUCUUUGGCCUCCGGGCACCUCUAUGAACGUUUCCUUCGCAUUAUGAUGCUCAGCGUGAUUCGGAACACGAAAUCGCCUGUCAAAUUUUGGUUUCUGAAGAACUACCUGUCGCCCUCCUUCAAGGAGUUCAUUCCCCACAUGGCUGCCGAGUACGGCUUUGAGUACCAGUUAGUGCAGUACCAGUGGCCUCGUUGGUUGCAUGCUCAGGCGGAAAAACAACGCAUUAUUUGGGGCUACAAAAUCCUUUUCCUCGAUGUCCUCUUCCCCCUUAGUGUCAAAAAGAUCAUUUUCGUCGAUGCCGAUCAGAUCGUGCGUGCAGAUUUGCAAGAGCUGGUGAACCUCGAUUUGGAGGGUGCACCAUACGGCUACACACCGUUCUGUGAUUCACGGAAGGAGAUGGAGGGUUUCCGUUUCUGGAAAAGCGGCUACUGGCAAUCCCACCUGGGUGGUCGCCCCUAUCACAUAUCCGCGCUCUACGUGGUUGACCUGGUCCGAUUCCGCAAGAUGGCCGCUGGCGAUCGUCUGCGUGGACAAUACCAUGCCCUUUCAAAGGACCCAAACAGUUUAGCUAACCUAGAUCAGGACCUUCCCAACAAUAUGAUUCACCAAGUGCCAAUCAAGUCACUUUCCCAAGAUUGGCUCUGGUGUGAGACGUGGUGUUCGGACGAGGGCAAGGCGCAAGCCAAGACAAUUGACCUUUGCAACAACCCAAUGACUAAGGAGCCCAAACUCUCCGCCGCAAUGCGAAUUAUACCCGAAUGGAAGGACUAUGAUAAUGAAAUCACCGCCCUCCAAAAUCGCUUUGCUGAUGUGAAGAAAAAUACGUCCAAGGAGCACACCACUUCCGACUCACUUCUAACGCAAGGUAUUACAGGGAAGGAUGAACUGUAG
Molecule: messenger RNA, 5409 nt
Organism: Echinococcus granulosus
Lineage: Eukaryota; Metazoa; Platyhelminthes; Cestoda; Cyclophyllidea; Taeniidae
Product: UDP-glucose:glycoprotein glucosyltransferase
Exons: 22
Coding region: 1-5409 (1802 amino acids)
Biological process (GO): intracellular sterol transport
Cellular component (GO): endoplasmic reticulum
Molecular function (GO): UDP-glucose:glycoprotein glucosyltransferase activity
Source: RefSeq, a predicted model, not a curated record